Oldenlandia corymbosa var. corymbosa is the source of this 174-nucleotide messenger RNA. The record is from the annotation of a GenBank genome assembly. Lineage: Eukaryota; Viridiplantae; Streptophyta; Magnoliopsida; Gentianales; Rubiaceae.
AUGGGUAAAAGCACUUCCCAGAAUAAACCCAUUACCACCGCCGUCAUAUCUAUAUCCUUAAGAUCUGAAGAAAAAACACCAUCAGCAACCUCGAGUGUGAAGAUUAUCAAGGAUGUUGGUGGCGGCGUGGAUCUGGAGAGAUGCCAGCAGAGAUAUCUAGAGCAACGGGGAUAA